Molecule: messenger RNA, 2868 nt
Organism: Aspergillus tanneri
Lineage: Eukaryota; Fungi; Ascomycota; Eurotiomycetes; Eurotiales; Aspergillaceae
Product: Aim21 family protein
Exons: 2
Coding region: 1-2868 (955 amino acids)
Source: RefSeq, a predicted model, not a curated record
AUGACACAAACAGGCCCGGUCAUCCCCCCUCGGCCGUCAAGGUCGCCCCAACAGCAGGGUCUUACGCCCGCGUCCGCAGAUAUUCCCAGGAUCCCUCCUCGCCCUUCUCGUCGUGCGGAGCGCUCCGUCUCCCCCCUUGGCGAUAGCUACGCUCCAUCUCCUUUGAACGAGCUGCCUAAUAGCGCAAGCAUGAGCCGUACCUCUUCCAACGAUAUCCCCCAGCGGCCCCCCAGCGUGACAAUACCUUCUCUUGGCGAAGAGGGUAUUGAAUAUGAAGAUUUGGAUGUUGGUAAUGCUUCCGAUAGCCAUCAUCCAGCUCCGGCAGAGACUCGCAAUGUGGGCAGCGAUCUCAAGCUUCAUGCACCAAGACCGUCGCUGCCUACUUCCAGUGCCAAGGCCAGAGUGCAGGCCGUGACACGUACAGAUUCGCGCCAGGCAGCAGCAGCAGGCCUUGGUGGGAGGACGGCUUCCCCCGUCCCGGAUGAGCUGCACGACCGUCCCGCUCGUUCGUUACAUUCUAGAGCAAGUGGUUCGCGAGCAGACUCUUCGACUGCAUCUGCCGAUCGCCGGCCAUCACUCAACGGAGAUGAGCAUGGAAUCCCAGAAAUUGGGCAACGGGUUCCAAUGUACCGUAAUGCGGGCGAUGUUCAGGCACCGUCUCCAAGUCCUUACCAGUUAGAACACGGCGGUUUACGCACUGGCCGUAGCCAUAACCGCAGUCGUAGUGGCCGCGAAGCUUCCCUUCCACCGGGAAGCUAUGGGCUUCAUGGGCAUGGUGUGCAGUUCAACGACAAAUUCGAGAAAGCCUGGUACGAAAAGCACCCUGAAGAGUAUGUCAAGGAGGAGCAGGGCCAGUAUGGGCCUGGUGUCGGUUCCCCCCGACCCGAUUGGGCUUUGAGCAGCGAUGAUUUGAAUAAGAUCGUUCGUGGUUCUGCUGUGACUGGUUCAGGACUUGGCACCUCGCCAGCUGUAACCGGAACGCCCGAAGAGGAGGUCGGGUAUAUCGCUAGCGACGAGUACACUCAGCGCCUAUCGACGCCACCACCGGAUUCCUACCGUGACUCGCGACCUUCUGUUGAAUCGUCCCUGCGUAAAGAGAGUGUAGUUUCUUCGGGAUCUGAACCCCAACAAGAAGCUGCGACGAAGGAGGUUCACAGAUCAGAGGAGUCUGGCGUUAUCCACGUCGAUGAGCCCUACCAUCAUCUGCACCAUCCUGAUGGCUUCGCCCAGACUCCAGAUCCAGAAACUCUUGAUCAUGUGGCUGGAGAGGGUGGAGCAGAGGAGGAUGAACCUAUUUUGGCUGCUGACGAAGUGUGUCCUGAGUCUGCAUUCCAGCAUCCAGCAGUCUCGCCUACUUUUGGUAGAAGAGAGAGUUUCGAGCAUGAAAGUAGAAGUCGUACUCCGAGCCUAAACCAAAGCCGCUCGAAUAGCCGAUCUACAAGCCAAGUUGGUGGUAUGCCUUCUCUCGCAAGAUUUAAUUCACGCGAGGAGCGCGAGGACUCCCAUACACCGCUGGAGGAUGUCGACGAAUAUGAGCCUUUGUUCCCUGAUGAUGAUAAGAAGGACCAGAAGAUGCUUUCGGCCGCCGAGCGUUUUAAGAAACGGCCAGAGAUGCUUAAGCGGUUUCCUAGUCAAGAUAUAUGGGAGGAUUCGCCAAAUAGCUUACAGCUUCAUGCUACCGUGUUGACUCCUGACAUACCAAAGCUUGAUACGUUCGAAACUCCGGAGCAGGAGUCAAUCCGCAGAAGCCAGACAAGUCAUGUCGAUCCCUACCAAGUCGCAUCGCAUAUCUUGGAGUCGGAGGAUCAUGACGAGAAAAGCGAUUCGCGCCGCGACGCUUCAAAGCAACGUUUCCCUAGUCGGGAUAUCUGGGAAGAUGCACCUGAAAGCCAGAAGCUAGUUACUACGAUAGUGCCAUCAGAAGAAGAGGCGAAGAGCCCUGAGGUCCCAUCAAAGCCGAUCAUUCAACUCCGGCCUGAAAACCGUCCGCAACAGCCCCCUCCGGUGGACGCCUCUACGAAACCUGCCACUUCGCCGACGGAAAAGCGACUGCCGCCCCAGAUUCCCGAUCGCCCAAAGCCCCAAAUCCCAAUCCGACCAGCCAAGCCAGCUUCCCAUGGCAAUACCGAGGAGGCUAAGGAUACAUCAGCUAAAGUAAAGCCUGCUGUGCCGGCCAGGCCUGGUGGAAGCAAGAUAGCUGCCCUGAAGGCAGGGUUUCUAUCAGAUCUGAACUCUCGCCUACAGCUUGGGCCUCAGGCACCGAAGCCGCAGGAGAAGAAAGCAGAUGAAGCUCCCGCGGAAAAAGCACCGUUGAGCGAUGCUCGCAAGGGAAGAGCUCGAGGACCUGCGCGAAGAAAGCCGGCGGUAGAGAAUACCGUUUCGAAACUGCCGACAAUCCCCGAAAUCCGAAUUACCAUGACAUGGAAUGUCUGGCAGGUGGGUGAAGAUGGCAACCUGAUUGUGGGUGACGGCGAAAAAGCAGAACCAAAGGAGGCGACAGUGACUCCGCCGGAUACUUCACUCUCAACCGAUAAUAAUAAUAAUACCAACGCUCCCCUAUCGGCGGAGAACAGUACCGUCGAGUCGAUAGAUCCUCAGCUAACUUCCAACAAGGAGGGACCCCUUGCAUCCCCUAAAGCUGAGUCUACAUUUACCAAUGCGGCACGGACAAUACCAGGCUCCAGUGACGACACGCUUUCUGCUUCGGAGCCUGCUGGUAAACAAGCCGAACGCGAUGAGCCCCCAAGUACCGUGCCUACUGCGGACACAGACGCCACCGCAAACAAAAUGCCUCGCCCAUCAUAUCCUGAAGAAAAAUCAGACAAUAUUUCAGACGUGAAGGCAGCUUCUGCGGAUGGUGAUACAUAA